UCAGAAGAAAUGUAGUUACUUACUUUAUAAAACAUAAACUAACAAUUAUACUGGCUUUAAAUAAUAAUAAUAAUAAUAAUAAUACAAAAUCCCUGAUAAACACACCACCGUUAUGGUCCAGAUGUUUUAGAGACACAUCACCUAAACAACACAAUUUAAAAUCAUGUUUGCAAAAAAAGUUUUCAAUUGUUAUCAAUAGAAUAUGAAAUAAUUUAAAAAAAUAAGAGUUUAAUUUUUUGCUACUUUAAUGUACACGGUGUUUUGGUUGAUAAUCUUAUUAAGUGGAAAAUAGUUUUAACAUAAUGUACAAUAUUUCAGUGAUGGUAAUACUACGUGGUAUUUGGAGGCAAAUAUACGUCGUGCGAAAAGUUCCAGUUCUUUUCAAAGUUUCUAUUUAAAACUCCUUUUAUUCACGUUGUAACAAACAGUAGAAACAGCAGCAGCAGCAGCAGCAGUGAUGAUGCUGCUGCUGCUGCUCUGUUCCAGUGUGGAGGAUGUUUGCUCCUCCUCGCCAUCCGUCGGUCACACCUUCCUCCCUCUGCUCCUCCAGCUCCUCUUACCUUCUUGCCUGCUCCGCUCAGCCUCGUUGUCUGGCUGUGAACUCUCACCCCAGCUGCUCGGGAAAAUGUCACACAGGCAGAGGCCCGUGUUGCAGUAGCGGGAGGAGGAGGAGGAGGAGGAGGAGGGGGCGGGGGGGCGUUGUAGUAAAGAGGAAGAGAGCACCGAAAAACAACAUCAUCUCUUUCUACUGCCUUUUUUUUCUCCAGCAUCUUUUAUUCGAUCUUUGUCGUGCAAAUCUGGCCACAUCCCGCUUCUCCACCACCACCACCACCAGCACCAGCAGCAGCGGCGCCGUCAACAUCAUCGGCAGCAGCAGCAGCAGCAGCAGCAGCAGCGGCGCCGUCAACAUCAUCGGCAGCAGCAGCAGCAGCAGCUGUGACAACUAAUCGCAGUCUCAAUUCUCCGCUCUCAUCAGAGGCUAACCGAGAGAAAUCCGUGCCAGACAUGGGGGAGAACGUGGUGUUCCUCUCACAGCUGUCCGUCCGUCAGACUGAGUGGCCUGUGACGGCGAUGCCCAGUAGAAUAUCCUGGGAUUGAACCGAGGAUCCCUUUACACCGAUGGCCUGGACUGAGUUUCAGCUGAGCCGCUGAAGCUAUGGGGAGCUGCUGGAGCUGUCUCUACAGAGACCCCCUCCGAGACAACCACCUCACCAAGUUUAAGGUCACCAAUGUGGAUGACGAGGGAAACGAGCUGGGCUCCGGCGUCAUGGAGCUCACGCAGACCGAGCUCAUUCUACACACACGCAAGAGGGACGCCAUCCGGUGGCCAUAUCUGUGCCUGCGCCGCUACGGCUACGACUCCAACUUGUUUUCCUUUGAGAGCGGACGCCGCUGUCAGACCGGGCAGGGAAUCUUCGCCUUCAAAUGUUCCCGGGCAGAAGAGAUCUUCAACCUGCUGCAGGAGCUGAUGCAGUGUAACAGCAUCAACGUGGUGGAAGAGUCCAUGAUGAUGAGCCGCAGCGGUCACACACCGGAGAUGGAGAUGUCCCGGACGCCGCAGACGCCCAACACCCCAGCAUUUCCUGUUCAGGCUUUUCCCAAUGGUUACCCCGGUUACCCCAUCAGAGGGGACUCCUCACAGCCCCCUCUUGGUGAUGACCACGGACACGGCCUCAUGGGUUUGGAGGACCAGACCCACACUUAUGUGAAUACUGUCAGCAUGGAGGGGGAUCUGUCCAUGCGUCACUGUGUGCACUCCCUGCCUGAGGUGCGUCCCACCACCUUCCCAGAGAACACGCGGGGCGCCAUGCCGGUCGUGGGCCAAGGGAACCCGGCGCCCAGCCUGCGCUGCUGUCCGCUGGAGGAGCAUAAAGACGCUCAGGUGUUCCUGCAACCCUCCACGCAGGAGGUCAAAUUCAGGCUGGGUCCCACUCCGGCACAGCGCCAUCUGCUGGAGAGGGAGAGGGAAAGGGAACGGCUCGGCCACAAUCCACACAACCUUCAGCCAGUAGAGGGCGCCACAGGCUCAGAGACGGAGGGAGACGAGCCGUCCGUGCACCGGUGCAACUCUCACUCCUACCACCAUUUCCACCACCACCCUCACCCUCGCCACCCGGGUCACAAGCACCCGGACGGCUGCGAGAGCGGGGAGCUCACCUACGAGAACAUCAACGGCCUGAGGGGGGGGCGGAAGCAGCGGCUGAGCCCCAGCAGCGUGUCGCAGUCCGUGGGCUCCAGCAGCAGCAGCAGCACGGGGGAGAGUCACUCCCACUCCCUGCUGCACACCCACGGCCCCGCCUCGCUGCCCCUGCAGGGCUACCCCUGCGACAGGAGCCUGGGCGGGGGUCACCGUCGGACGACUCUGCUCAACUACGAGAACCUGCCCUCGCUGCCCCCCGUGUGGGAGUACAGGGCUCUGCAGCGGGACGACGAGCAGGAAGAGGAAGACGACGAGCAGGAUGAAGAGGAGUACGAAGAAGACGAGGAGGACUUCGACGAGUACGAGUUCUCAGAAGGUCCGGGGACGCCCAACGGGUACCACCAGGACAGUCGGGGCGUCCACAGAGACGCCCUGCAGAACUAUGUCAACACAGAGCAGGUCCAGCCCCGGCUGCCCCACGCCUGCCCCCCGCAUCCACGACAGUGCCAGCCGGACCGAGGGGGGGGCAUCUUUAGCUUUGAUUUUGGCAGGCGGUCAAGGGCAGGGGUGGGGGGCUGCGAGCACGGCCACAUGCCCCCCUCACGGCAGCUGAAUUACAUCCAGGUGGACCUGGAGGGCGAGGCUCCCUGCCAAGCCCUCAGCAGCGGGGGGGCCCAGCCCCAGCCCACCCAGCACCAGCGCCUGCCACCUAACAAGUGUGGAGCACAGGCCCCCCGCCGCAGUGAAUGCUACGCCGUCAUUGACCUGAAGAAGACGGCCGCCAUGUCCAACCUGCAGAAAGCCCUCCCCAGGGAUGACGGGACGUCCAGAAAGACUCGCCACAACAGCACAGACCUGCCUCUGUAACCGCGUCUGGACCCAGGAGGAACCGCCGCCACAGACGAAGGCUUUUCCUCACCUUAGCACACUGGACCCUUCACUGUCAUCCAUCCAUCCAUCCGACUGUCGGGCCGACUGAUACACAACAGGUACCUAAUUAGAAACUCACUGGCGCCCACCUGUGGAUAAACAAGGAAGCGGGGAAAACUCUGAGUUUGAGUUUUCCCUUUAAUUCUGUCAGUUCUUAGACAAACAGUGUGUGGGUUUUUAAAAACAAACAAAACAAAAAAACAAAAACACUGUUUGCAGGAUGAGUUCAAAUUCAUAAAGAAGCAUAAAAUCACACAUAUAUCCGAGAAUCAAAAUGUCUACGAUUUUCUUGCUUAACUUUGACUCUGUUUUGUGUUGACGUAUUUAUUACCAGACUGUAUUCCAACAAAUUGAUUCCCUGAAACCAUAGUUACUCAUUACAUUACAUUACAUACAGGGAUGUCCGAUAAUAUCGGCCGACGAUGUUAGCGUA
Cynoglossus semilaevis (tongue sole) is the source of this 3503-nucleotide messenger RNA. RefSeq names its product fibroblast growth factor receptor substrate 3 (gene frs3). The record is from RefSeq and is a predicted model, not a curated record. Gene Ontology annotation, biological process: fibroblast growth factor receptor signaling pathway. Gene Ontology annotation, molecular function: fibroblast growth factor receptor binding; transmembrane receptor protein tyrosine kinase adaptor activity. The transcript is spliced from 7 exons. NCBI's taxonomy places the organism in Eukaryota, Metazoa, Chordata, Actinopteri, Pleuronectiformes, Cynoglossidae. Bases 1157 to 3007 code for a protein of 616 amino acids. Gene Ontology annotation, cellular component: cytoplasm.